AUGAAGAACUUUGCCAACAUGUUCCUCCUAUUAGCAUUAUUCACUCUCGCAAUGCCAAUUAUUAUAUCACUUAUAUCAAAAGCAUUGCUUAUUCUAAAAACAGAAUCAACUGUAAAAAUAACAUUCUUCAUCUCCUUAUUUCCACUACUCCACUCAAUACUAUUUCCUGAACAAACCCUUUGUGACGUAACUUUAUUGGGCACAUCCUUAUUUUCUAUUAAACUAAACUUCAUUCACGACCAAUAUUCCGCCAUUUUCAUACCAAUCGCCCUAUACGUCACAUGAAAUAUCCUACAGUAUUCUCGCUGAUACAUAAUAGAUAAUCCACAUAUCGACAAAUUCUUUAAAUACCUACUAAUCUUCCUAAUAGCCAUAAUAAUUUUAAUCACAUCUAACAAUCUAUUCCAAUUUUUCAUUGGCUGGGAAGGAGUAGGAAUCAUAUCCUUCUUACUCAUUGGAUGGUGACGCGGCCGAGAAGAUACACUCGCAUCAGCCUUAAUAGCCAUUAUCUACAACCGCAUUGGUGACUUAGGGUUAUAUAUCGGCAUGGUCUGACUCAUUUCAAAAACAAACUCAUUAAAUUUUCAACCACCCUCAUAUACCAACCCCUCUCUAGUAAUACUUAUCGCUCUCAUCCUAGCUGCAACUGGAAAAUCAGCCCAAUUCGGACUUCACCCAUGAUUACCAGCAGCUAUAGAAGGCCCAACCCCAGUCUCAGCACUACUACACUCCAGCACUAUAGUUGUCGCCGGCAUUUUCCUACUUAUCCGAAUCCAUCCCUUACUAGCAUCCAAUAAUACAGCCCUCUCCACUUGCCUAUGCUUAGGAGCUAUUACCACAUUCUUCGCAUCAUUAUCUGCCCUAUCCCAAAACGAUAUUAAAAAAAUUAUCGCUUACUCUACAACAAGCCAACUUGGCCUCAUAAUAGUCACCAUCGGCCUAAACCAACCAGAUUUAGCUUUCCUACACAUCUGCAUACACGCAUUCUUUAAAGCCAUAUUAUUUAUAUGCGCAGGCUUUAUCAUCCACAGCCUAGGCAAUGAACAAGACAUUCGAAAAAUAGGAGGACUGCAUAAACCCCUACCAAUUACCUCCGCAUGUUUAACUAUCGGCAACAUAGCACUCAUAGGUAUACCAUUUUUAACCGGAUACUACUCUAAAGAUGCCAUCAUUGAAACUAUAUCAACAUCAUACUUAAACUCCUGCGCCCUACUUCUAACACUAAUAGCAACCUCAUUUACUGCAGUCUAUACACUACGAAUUAUGCUAUUAGUGCAAACAGGACACCCCCUACAAAACUCCACAUACCUCCUACACGAAAAUAUUCCCACAAUCAUAAACCCAAUUACUCGCCUCGCCACAGGCAGCAUUAUAGCCGGAUGACUAAUUACAAAAAACAUUCAAAUAUUCAAUACACCAACAAUAACUAUGCCAAUAUGAAUUAAAAUUGCAGCAUUAACAGUAACAGUCAUCGGCCUCCUAGUAGGACUAAAAGUAGUCUGUAUAGCCACUAAAAAACCCCUAAAACCUUACAAAACUUGCGACCCAACCAGCAUAGCCGCCUAUCUCAACUACCUAGCCCACCGCAGUACAUCAAAAAAAUACCUAAAAAUAGCCCAAAAAAUCGCAACCCACUUAGCUGAUACAUCUUGAUUCGAAUAUCUUGGCCCAAAAGUAACAGCCAAAUGACAAAAAACUCCAAUACGCUUUACUUCUUUAAUACAAAAAGGCCUCAUCAAAAUUUACAUAACCUCAUUUCUCCUAACACUAUGUGUAAUAAUUUUCACAAUCAUUUUAUCAAUAAUUCUCAAUUUUCUUCUAGGGUAA
Messenger RNA from Trachemys scripta elegans, 1827 nucleotides. Lineage: Eukaryota; Metazoa; Chordata; Testudines; Emydidae. The record is from the annotation of a RefSeq genome assembly.